AAAUUUUAUUAAGUUUCAAAAUGGAGCCAGUGCCUCAGCCAGAUCUAGUCAAAAACUCUUCAGGAAUUGAAGAUAUUAAGUGAAAGAAUGAAAUUAUAGCGCAUUUGAUUGAGAAAUUACCUGAAAAAAUUCCUAAGAAGUCAAAGGAUAGGAUCCUUUACUUCCUGAAGGCCUUGAACAGAGACACUAUAGAUAUGACAACUUUGAAGGUACUUGCUUUCAGAGGAAUUCCCGAGGAGGUUAAGUCUCUUCGAGGUAUUGUCUGGAGGCUCUUACUCAACUAUUUGCCUAAUAAAGCAACCAAAUGGAUCGAAACCAUUAAUGAAAACAAGAAGCAAUACGAAAGUUUUCGAGAAGAAUUAAUCAUCAAGCCUCAGCUUUCGAUGGAAGGGGAGAAAAGUAAUGGACCUGAAGUCACUGAACAUGUCGUUGACCAUCCCUUGAGUGUUUCCCAGGAUAGCGUCUGGGCACAAUUCCACAAAGACAGGGAAAUUUGGGAAGAAAUUGAGAAAGAUGUCAAAAGAACAAGGAAUGAAAUUGCACUUUUUGUCAGAGCUAUUAAGGAUGAGGACUCUGCCAAGCAUUGGGAAAGACUUAUGAGACAAGCCGAGCUGAAGAAAUCAGAGCUUAAUGCUGAGGAUAAGGAAAAUUAUAUCGAAACACAUGCUGAUGUGCUGAGUAGAAUAUUGUUCAUCCAUGCAAAGCUUAACCCUGGUAUUAAGUAUGUUCAAGGCAUGAACGAAAUUCUUGCAGUUCUUUAUUUCGUUUUCUUCGAUACAGAUGACCCAAUUUUGACAGAAACCUUGGAAAGUGACCUGUUUUUCUGAUUUCAAAGCAUAAUGGGGGAGAUUAGGGAUAGAUUCUGCAGAACUCUUGAUUCAGAAGACCAAGGAAUUAAAGGAAGAAUUCAAUAUCUAGCAGACUUAUUAAAAGAGCAUGACAGAGAGUUGUUUAACCACCUGGAGUAUUAUAAGAUUAACCCACAGUUCUAUGCUCUAAAGUGGAUCAUGCUACUUCUUUGACAAGAUUUUCCUAUUUAUGAAACUGCAAGAAUAUGGGAUACAUUGCUGUCUGACCCUGAGAGGUACGAAUUCUUAAACUAUGUUUGACUUGCAAUGCUUCAGUAUAUAAAAGAAGACAUCAUGGAAGGAGAUUUCACAGACGCAAUGCAGGCUCUCCAGAGAUUCCCAAAUGAUAUAGAUGUCAGAAUAAUACUUAACAAAGCGAACGCAUUUGUCAAGGAAGACCCAAUCUACCAGAAUUAUGUAGGAGAUCAUUUCUAAACUGGUGUGGACUUCAAUAGUUCAACGUAU
Messenger RNA from Moneuplotes crassus, 1313 nucleotides. The record is from the annotation of a GenBank genome assembly. NCBI's taxonomy places the organism in Eukaryota, Ciliophora, Spirotrichea, Euplotida, Euplotidae.